AUGGACGACGUGAUUUCAGCAACAUCUCUGUUAACGAUACCGUCCAUGGAGGCCGACAUCAGAACGACGCCUAAAGGCUUUCUCUGCGUUUUGUGCAACGUCAACAUUCCAAACCAGCCGAGCUUGGAGCAGCACCUGAAGGGACGCAAACACGAGACUCUCAGCAACGUGAGGUCCACCAGGAAGUCCCAGGAGGAGCGCAGUGUGUUCGUGAGUGGCCUGAAGCCGGACGUCUCCAACAGCGAUGUGGCCGAGUACUUCCAGCGCUUUGGCUCCAUCACAGACGUCAUCAUGGACAAAAACAAGGGGGUGUAUGCCAUCGUUCAGUUCGAUGAGGUCGCCGGCGUGAACGCUGCUUUAUCUCAUGACGAGCAUCAGCUGAAGGGUCUGAAGCUCCGAGUGAAACCCAGAGAGAAAAAAGAAUUCAAGUUAAUUCCCAAGAAGAAAAACUACUUUCAGAACCUGCAAGAAGUCUGUGAGAGACUGAAGCCGGAGCUCUGCCAGCUGACGUCCGUCAACGCACAGAUGCAGUACAUGGUAGAACGAUUCCAGCUCGGAGAGAAUGAGAAGAAAUCCAGGAGCUUGGUGAUACAGCUACUGCAGGAGGUUUUUGUUGAGUUCUUCCCAGACAGCCAAAUAAUCCCGUUUGGAUCUUCUGUCAACACGUUUGGCAUCCACUCCUGUGACUUGGAUUUGUUUUUGGAUUUGGAAAAUACCAAGGUCUUCCAAGCUCACGCCAAAGCCAACAUGGAACAGGCCGGGGAGGGCGUGUCAGACGAUGGCCGAUCAGAGGAUUCUAUCUUGUCUGAUAUCGACCUCUCCACGGCGUCUCCAGCUGAACUCUUGGACUUAGUGGCGGUUAUUUUAAAGCGCUGCGUCCCCAGUGUGGACAAAGUGAACGUGGUCAGCACCGCCCGACUUCCUGUGGUCAAGUUUCAGCACAAAGAGCUCCACCUUCAGGGCGACAUCACGCUGAACAACAGACUGGCGGUGAGAAACACCCGCUUCCUCCAGCUGUGCUCCGGGGCCGAGGAGCGGCUGAGGCCCCUGGUCUACACCCUGCGACUGUGGGCCAAGCAGAAGCAGCUGGCCGGAAACCCCAGUGGAGCGGGGCCUCUGCUCAACAACUACGCCCUGACCCUCCUGGUGCUGUACUACCUCCAGAACUGUGAGCCUCCAGUCCUGCCCACGGUCAACCAGCUCAAAGACAUGGCCUGUGAGGAGGAGGAGUGUGUGAUUGAAAACUGGGACUGCACGUUUCCUACUCAGGCCAUUGCUGUUCCUCCCAGCAAAAACACUCAAGAGCUUUGUUCUCUGCUCGCCGGUUUCUUCAGCUUCUACGCUCAGUUUGAAUUUGCCACAAAUGUCAUAUCCCUCAGAACCGGCCGCUCAGAUCCACUUACAAAUGUACAAAAAGCCGCAGCAGAUGACGACAUGCAGCAGGAUUGUUCUGCUAAGCCUCCUCAGGGCGGCCCCAGAAUUGGGCCGAUGAAUAUCUUGGACCCUUUCGAGCUUUCCCACAAUGUUGCCGGGAACCUAAACGAGCGCACGGCUCGCAGCUUCCAAAAAGAAUGUCAGGAGGCGGAGAAGUACUGCCGCAGCCUGCAGUACCAGGUCAAAUCCAACAAAGGGAAGUCGUGGGGCCUGGUGCGUCUGCUCACCCCUCAAGGGGAAGGGCCUCAGGCCCGAAUGGACCUGCUCACUGUCAGCAUCCUCCUGAGGUCUGAGGGACUUCCAGAAGACCUCCAGAACCAGCAGCACGUGGCCAAAGACGCCUUCUCUGUUCUGUGGUUUCAGAGAGUGUGUGCCGUCGUAGAGGGCAUUUUUCAGAACGUUCUCAAGUGUCACCUCGUCUCGGCUCCUGAGGUGUUGGAGGAGGGCCAGGACGUGGACCUGAGCUCGUCUCUGGACGACAGCGGCCUCAGCGUGGAGUCUCCCGUUAAUCCCGGUCCAAACGUCGGGGGGAAAAGGCCUCUGUCGUCCGGCAGCGAUGACUCUGUGUCGCCUCAUGGCAAGAAGCCCAGACUGACCAAAAGGGGGCGCUCCGUGCUGUCUCCCUGGCUGUGGGAGCAGAGGCACUCUGUGUGGGCAGGACGGAGGAAAGUGAGGCGAGAGCUGAUCAAAGACUCCGAGGCUAAAGCAGAGGGCAGCUGUGUGGAGCUGGAGACACAGGUCACUACACACAUCACCGAGAAGGAGCCGCAGCUGAAGGAGGCGCUGCAGUUCAAACUCCAGCCUCAGCUGGUGGUGGCGACAGAGAGCACAAGCACGCUGCUAAAGUUCCAGCCCAUCCAGGACUCUGAGGGAGUCUUCCAAGACUUCUUCCACUUUCUGGAAGUGUUCCUGCCCAAGAUGGUGGACACGAUGCUUGUAAAAAGAGCAGAUAAUUCUUGA
Molecule: messenger RNA, 2394 nt
Organism: Knipowitschia caucasica
Lineage: Eukaryota; Metazoa; Chordata; Actinopteri; Gobiiformes; Gobiidae
Source: the annotation of a GenBank genome assembly